Molecule: messenger RNA, 8886 nt
Organism: Myotis brandtii (Brandt's bat)
Lineage: Eukaryota; Metazoa; Chordata; Mammalia; Chiroptera; Vespertilionidae
Gene: ATP2B4
Product: ATPase, Ca++ transporting, plasma membrane 4
Exons: 22
Coding region: 873-4604 (1243 amino acids)
Biological process (GO): calcium ion transmembrane transport; regulation of cytosolic calcium ion concentration
Cellular component (GO): membrane; intracellular membrane-bounded organelle
Molecular function (GO): PDZ domain binding; ATP hydrolysis activity; ATP binding
Source: RefSeq, a predicted model, not a curated record
CUCCCGCGCCGCUGGGGAGAGCGGGCGGGCGGGCGGACUGGAGUCGGUCCGAGUUGGCCGAAGCUGUUGCCAUGACAAGCGUUUUCUUAGGAAAGCUCCGCCGUUGAGACCAUCCGAGCUGGGGCUCGAGGGGGAAGGCGCGAACUUCCUGGGGAACCAUCCUUCCGAGGAGAGCAGGACCGGAGGCGCACCCGCCCCUCCCCCCGCAGCAUUUGCUUCCAGGAACCUGAGGUCCUUCCCGGCGGGAGGGCCGGCGGAGGAGACCGGCCCGCUCCCGGGCCGCUGCAAAAAAAAAAGGCAGGAGAGCAAGCCGGCAUCUCUAGCGUGGCUGCUCACUGGGGAGACCAGAGGUCACCCCCUCCCUACCCUGUCCAUGGAACCCCGGAGGGAGAGUGCUGCUUGCAGAAGCCUGGAUCUUUGCUAGAAAGAAAGCGAGAGAUCCAGUUGUCAUUGGUAUCCAGGGAGCCCUCCUCCUUCUCCUGCUGCCUCUCUACCAUCGCAGUUCCUGGUUGUUGCUAAGGUUGCCGCCAUGGUAACAUGCGCGUGCUGUUUACACUUCCAUCUGGGCAAGCUGGUCUGAGCUAGGAACCUACCUACCCUGGACGGCCACGGUCUCUCGCCACCUGGGGACACCAAACAUCGUGACACGUGGUCCAGCUUCCACUCAGUUCCCCCCGUCCUCUUCCUCUUCUUGCUGCCAAGCUUCCUAAGGAAAAAGGACCAAGACAGAGCCCAUCAGUUUCCUCACUGGGCUCCCACAGAAGCAGGGAACAGGAAGUAGGCAGAGAAGCAAGAGACCCUGAUCAGUUGAAGGGGAGCUCCGCCUUUGCUCUGACUGAGGGCGUCUGAAGGGCUUGGGAACAGCAGGCAAAAUGACAAACACCACAGAACAUGCCUUGCCGGCCAACUCGACGGCUGAGAGCCGUGAAAAGGAAUUUGGCCUCACAGUCAUGGAGCUCAGGAAGCUCAUGGAGCUGCGUUCGACGGAUGCUCUGAUCCAGAUCAAUGACCACCAUGGAGGUGUAAUGAAUCUCUGCAGUAAACUGAGAACCAACCCUGUGGAAGGUCUAUCCGGGAGCCCAGCAGAUCUGGAAAAACGUAAACAAGUGUUUGGACACAACUUAAUCCCCCCCAAAAAGCCCAAGACCUUCUUAGAAUUAGUGUGGGAAGCCCUUCAAGAUGUCACCCUCAUCAUCCUGGAGAUCGCAGCCAUCAUCUCCCUGGUUCUGUCCUUCUAUCGUCCCCAUGGUGAAGAAAAUGAACAGUGUGGUCUACCUAUCAAUAGCCCAGAGGACGAAGGGGAGGCAGAAGCCGGCUGGAUCGAGGGGGCAGCCAUUCUGUUCUCGGUGAUCAUCGUGGUGCUAGUGACGGCCUUCAAUGAUUGGAGCAAAGAGAAGCAGUUCCGAGGGCUGCAGAACCGAAUUGAAAAGGAACAGAAAUUCUCCGUGAUUCGAAAUGGUCACAUCAUCCAGCUCCCCGUGGCUGAAAUCGUGGUGGGUGAUAUCGCCCAAAUCAAAUACGGCGACCUGCUGCCUGCAGAUGGGAUCCUGAUCCAGGGGAAUGAUCUCAAGAUUGACGAGAGCUCUCUGACUGGGGAAUCGGACCAUGUCAAGAAAUCCUUAGAAAGAGACCCCAUGUUGCUCUCAGGGACCCAUGUCAUGGAAGGUUCUGGCCGGAUGUUAGUGACUGCUGUGGGUGUCAACUCCCAGACUGGAAUCAUCUUUACCCUCUUGGGGGCCAGUGAGGAAGAAGAGGAGGAGAAGAAGAAGAAAGGUAAAAAACAAGGAGUCCCCGAAAAUCGCAACAAAGCAAAGGCUCAAGAUGGGGUGGCCCUGGAAAUCCAGCCACUCAACAGCCAGGAAGGCAUCGACAGUGAGGAGAAGGAGAAGAAGGUGGUCAAGCUGCCCAAGAAGGAGAAGUCGGUGCUGCAGGGCAAGCUGACGCGCUUGGCUGUCCAGAUCGGGAAAGCUGGUCUAAUCAUGUCUGCUGUCACCGUUCUCAUCCUGAUUCUGUACUUUGUGAUUGACAACUUCGUGAUACAGCGCAAGCCAUGGCUAGCCGAGUGCACCCCCAUCUACAUCCAGUACUUUGUCAAGUUCUUCAUCAUUGGUAUCACUGUACUGGUGGUGGCUGUGCCGGAGGGGCUGCCACUGGCUGUCACCAUUUCACUGGCCUACUCUGUGAAGAAAAUGAUGAAAGACAAUAACCUGGUGCGGCACCUGGAUGCUUGUGAGACCAUGGGCAAUGCCACCGCCAUUUGCUCUGACAAGACAGGCACGUUGACCAUGAACCGCAUGACGGUGGUACAAGCUUACAUCGGAAAUACCCAUUACCGUCAGAUCCCAAGCCCUGAUGUCUUGGCGCCUAAGGUCCUGGACCUUCUUGUCAAUGGCAUUUCUAUCAACAGUGCCUACACCUCCAAGAUCCUGCCUCCGGAGAAGGAGGGGGGCCUGCCGCGACAGGUGGGCAACAAGACGGAGUGCUCGCUGCUGGGCUUCGUCAUCGACCUGAAGCAGGACUACCACGCCGUGCGCAGCGAGGUGCCCGAGGAGAAGUUCUACAAGGUGUACACCUUCAACUCGUCGCGCAAGUCCAUGAGCACGGUCAUCCAGAAGCCCGGCGGCGGCUACCGCAUGUACAGCAAGGGCGCCUCCGAGAUCAUCCUGCGCAAGUGUAAUCGCAUCCUGGACAAGAACGGAGAAGCAGUGCCAUUCAAGAGUACGGACCGCGAUGAGGUAGUGCGCACUGUCAUCGAGCCCAUGGCCAGUGAGGGACUCCGGACCAUCUGCUUAGCUUAUCGAGAUUUCAAUGACGUAGAGCCCCCGUGGGACCAUGAGAACGAAAUCCUCACUGAACUGACCUGCAUCGCAGUGGUGGGCAUCGAGGACCCUGUGCGCCCAGAGGUGCCAGACGCUAUUGCCAAAUGCAGACGAGCUGGCAUUACUGUCAGAAUGGUGACAGGGGACAACGUCAACACAGCCCGGGCCAUUGCCACCAAAUGUGGCAUCAUAGCACCUGGGGACGAUUUCCUGUGCCUGGAAGGGAAGGAGUUCAACCGACUCAUCCGCAACGAGAAGGGCGAGGUAGAGCAAGAAAAGCUGGACAAGAUCUGGCCUAAGCUUCGAGUCCUGGCGCGAUCUUCCCCCACGGACAAGCACACGCUGGUGAAAGGCAUCAUUGACAGCACGGUUGGGGAGCAGCGACAGGUGGUGGCGGUCACAGGUGAUGGCACCAACGACGGGCCGGCUCUGAAGAAAGCAGACGUGGGUUUUGCGAUGGGUAUUGCAGGCACAGAUGUGGCAAAGGAGGCAUCAGACAUCAUCCUAACAGAUGACAACUUUACCAGCAUUGUGAAAGGCAUGAUGUGGGGACGAAACGUCUACGACAGUAUCUCCAAGUUCUUGCAGUUCCAGCUCACUGUCAAUGUGGUGGCCGUGAUCGUGGCCUUCACCGGAGCCUGCAUCACUCAGGACUCCCCGUUGAAAGCUGUGCAGAUGCUGUGGGUGAAUCUAAUCAUGGACACGUUUGCCUCACUGGCCCUGGCCACAGAGCCCCCCACCGAUUCCUUGUUGAAGCGUCGCCCCUAUGGCCGAAAUAAGCCUCUGAUCUCACGGACCAUGAUGAAGAACAUCUUGGGCCACGCGGUCUAUCAGCUCACAAUCAUCUUCUUCCUUGUCUUUGCCGGUGAGAAAUUCUUUGACAUUGAUAGUGGGAGGAACGCGCCUCUACAUUCCCCACCCAGCCAGCACUACACCAUUGUUUUCAACACUUUUGUGCUGAUGCAGCUCUUCAACGAAAUCAACUCACGCAAGAUCCACGGGGAGAGGAAUGUCUUUGGAGGCAUCUUCCGUAACCUCAUCUUUUGUUCUGUGGUUUUGGGCACAUUCAUCAGCCAGAUUAUCAUCGUGGAAUUUGGGGGUAAGCCUUUCAGCUGUACGAAGCUCAGCCUGUCCCAGUGGUUUUGGUGUCUCUUCAUUGGCAUCGGAGAACUGCUGUGGGGCCAGGUCAUCUCCACAAUACCUACCCAAUCCCUGAAGUUCCUGAAGGAGGCCGGGCAUGGCACUGCCAAGGAGGAGAUCACCAGGGAUGCAGAGGGGCUAGACGAAAUUGACCACGCGGAGAUGGAGCUACGCCGAGGCCAGAUCCUCUGGUUCCGGGGUCUGAACCGUAUCCAGACUCAGAUCGACGUAAUUAACACAUUCCAGACGGGAGCCAAUUUUAAGGGAGUCAUAAAGCGACCGACCAUGGGUCAACACCUUGAUGUAAAACAUGUUCCUAGCUCAUCCUAUAUCAAAGUGGUCAAAGCAUUCCAUAGUUCCCUCCAUGAAAGCAUCCAGACACCCAAGAACCAAAACUCCAUCCACAACUUCAUGACCCACCCUGAAUUCGCCAUAGAUGAGGAGGGGCCACGAACACCACUCCCGGAUGUGCAAGCGGAGAAAAUUUUUGAAAAGGUUCCUAAGUCUGGGACUAGGGUGCUCCUGUUGGAUGGUGAGGUCACUCCAUCCGCCAACACAAACAACAAUGCCGUGGAUUGCAGCCAGGUGCAAAUUGUUCCCUCCUACUCUGACAGCCCUCUACAUAGCCUGGAGACAUCAGUCUGAACUUCAUUCUCUGCCUCCCAUUCUUGCUUUUUCUAUUUCCUGUUCAUCUCUCCCAUCUAUGAGAUGAUGAUGGGACUUUUCGCUGUCAUGUCAGCUGCUCCCAAAUAUGUGUGAGCGCUACCUGACCACGAAGAGGCAAGAGAACAUACCUAAGGAUUUCUACUUAAACUUGAGUUGGGGUUUGUAGCAGGACCUAGUCAAACCCCUGCCGGGUAGUGAAUACUAAAACCUACUCCUUGAGUGUAUCAGUUGUCAUUUUUAAAGAAAUGAUACGAUCUUCUUAGCAUUCAUUCCAACUGAAUUCUUCCCCAGUAUUCAUGCUUAUGUUGCCAUCUCCUGACUUCUGGAUUUUACCUUAUCAGUCUGUGUCAUUUAUAACCUCAGUUGAGGGUUCAGCAAGACAAAUAUUCUCAAAUGAAAUGUGUGGGAAGCAGGAAUGGAAUGUAUGGAAUUAGCCUAUAGAGUGAUUGUUUUUAAAAUUGUUUUCCCAUUUUGAAAGCUUAUACCUAAAGCCCUGUAGCUCUUUCUACCCUUCCAGUCAAACUUCUCCACUCUCUCUUAACUAUUGUCUUCCUUACCUACACUUUUUUUUAAAGUUGUGAUGAUUAAGAAAGUGGAAAGGACCUGGCUGAAUUAAGUCAAAUUUGACCAUUCUUCCUUCUGGCCCCUAUGGAACCGUUGAUUUAGUUCUAGAGGCAGAUAGGUUUUCUUUGCUAACAGGGUCUUUUGAAGCAAUUGAAAGCUGGUAAGAAUGUGUUCUUGCUAUUAUCGGUUAUCUACUUCUACACUUGUCAGGUAUGUGUGGUGUCUACGUGCUAGGGAGAUCAACCUUGACCAUGAAGCUUUCACAUGUGUGGUAUUUGGUUUUUACCAUCACCCUGAGAUUUCUCGUAUUUCUAAAGUGGUGGUAAAUGAGUCUGUUGAGAUGGCCCUGUCUCCUAACUGAGCUUUGGUAUCGAGGACCAGGAGCUGGCAUGUCUAGGACCAGACAGACCAUGAAAGCCAACUCUUAUGGAGUCCUGGGGUGGCCACUGCUGCUUUCAAAACCAUCUUCCAAGGCUCUUCCAGGGAAGGACCUGGUUAUUGGGGGAGUGAGUGUUGAGAAGCCUUGGGAGAGGCCUAAGGGCCGUCUAGGAUCUGAGCUUGGGUCCCAGCUUUGAUAUUCCCGUCAGUUGUCUAACUCUACUCUUUGCUGUGUUCCCUAACUUGUCCUGUUUCUGAAAAGGUCCCAACCUUCCUCAAAUACUUCGAUUUUGAAAAUAUGAAUCCAGAGUGGGAGGCUCCAGUGACAUUUGCUGACUGAAAGGAGCAAAAGACCCACCCUGCAGAGCUCCCCUCCAUCCCCCCCACCUUCCCCUCUUGUGCCCCACUCAAGCCCCUCUCCAGAGCGUGCUCGCCUGCUGCACAAUCAAGCCCUGUGCCUUCUUUCCCUGAACACUGCCCAAAGCAUCCCCUCUCACCUGCCUCUCAGGAGCUGGGGACUUCACUAGGAGACUCUCUAAGUGUUCCUUCAUGGGACAAGGUGGAGCCACAUUGGCAGCAGCUCCAUUUUUAUCUCCGAGCAGGGGGUUCUUUCGUGUCUGCCAAUUCCCUCCUCCCAUUGGAUAGCUGGGGAAGCCUGCCCCUCUUUGCAGCGCCAUGGGGGAAGGGAGAAGGGCUUGAGGCUCUUGUGAACUGCCAGAUGUCCAUCCAUGAGAGGAAGGGCACCCGAACCUGUCUUCUCCAGCCUUUUCUUCUGGCUGCCACCCCUUCUCCCGCUUUCACCUGAGCUGGCCAAGGCAGGGAGAGGAAAGAAACACGCUCCCUACACAUCCCGUUAUUACAGAAUCAACCACGUUGGAUUUUGGUUUUGUAAAGGUGACCUGCGUCAGUGACCUUUUCUCUGUCUGUAACAUGGGGGAGGAAAGACAGCUCAUGCGAGGUCUUAGGUGUUCACAUGUCUAUUUAUUAAGUACAUUGGAAGAUUUCAUUCUGUCAAGUCUUUUAUUACCUCAGAUCAGUUUUUUAAAAAAAUCCAAUAACAAACUUUGGAGGCUAUUUUACCAUUCCUGCUCCAAAAAGACUCUCAUGGUGCCCGACAGGUUACUCCUGAGAGCUAGUGUCUACUUUUAAAGUCAACGGUUUUUUGUGUAUUCUAGUUUCCACAGUAGGAGAGAAAAUAUAGAAAUAUUAUGCAAAAAAAUAUAUAUAGUUUUCUUUAGAUCAGAAACGUAUUUUUUGAGUCAGCCAUAUGUAUUUUGUUUAAAGGAUAUAAAAUAAAGUGCUGUCAUGUAACCCUGUGGAGGGAGCACAUAACCAGCUGUUUAACAUGACAGGUGACUUAGUAUAUUUGUCAUUGGUUUCCAAACCAAUGCAGCGUAAUUCCUUUCUCCAAACAGCCAUCUUUAUACUUAGGGGAUUAACAUGACUGACUUAGUAUAUUUGUCAUUGGUUUCCAAACCAAUGCAGCGUAAUUCCUUUCUCCAAACAGCCAUCUUUAUACUUAGGCGGGGGGAAACUUGUUGGGUUCUAGACUUUUUUAAUAUAAAUUUUGUUGCUACAGAACUUGGUAAGUUUAAGUGUUUAUGUGCCUAUGUUUUUUAUAUGAGUUUUCUCCUAUUCCGUUUCAGUGAUCCAACUGGCAGUGAGUAAAUACGGCAUAAGUUAAAGCUUUUCCCAAAAACAGUGCUUUGGGUUUGAAAAGGGUCUGAUGGGGAGAAGGGGGAAAUAGUGUCCUAGAUUACUCUCUUGAUAAAUCUAGAAAAAUGGGCAGUAGGCUGAUGGGAAGGGAAGCACCCAGCAAGAAGGGAGGGCCAGCAGCGAAUGAGCAUGGGCCCCUGGGAGGUGGGUGCCAGGCUCUGGGGGCUUAGGGAUGAGGGUCAGGGGCCUUGGUUGGAUUUUGCUUCUUGAUGCGUAGCUGGCAGAGUAGAACCCAAGAUAUGAACAUCUCUUGGGCGGCAAGGAUCCUCUGAUUUGGGGUUUGCAUUUUUUACCUCCGAUAGGAGGUUCUUUUACCUCCGGUUGUCCCUGGAACUUUCCAUCAGUGAAUUUUUAUGCAAGGAUCUGAGUUGGGACUUCCUCCCCUCCCCUAGAAAGGCUUCGUGCAAGAUAUAAGAUGGGGGAUAGAGCUGUAAGUGGAAGAGGACAAAGGCUGGUUCUAGCCCUGGCCGACAGUCUUGGGGCUCGGUCCCUCCUGUAGGUGCCCUCUGACCUCUGAAAUGACUCGCAUCCCUGAAAGUUGUAGAGACCUCCUAGAAACCCCUCUGGCACUCUCUAGGUUUGGGUUUCUUCUUCCCCUUGAGUGUCAGAGGGGAGCGUUUGCACUUAAAUCUGAGUGAUUGCCUCACUGCCGAUAACCCAGAGGGAAGUGGCAAGCUCACCUGUGUCCUGAAACCCGCCCCCCUCCCCUCGCCAACGCAGAGCUUCCUUUCUCUCCUGCUUCCUUGCCUAACAACUGAAGCCGCCCCUGUACCAUCACAAAGUGCCCAUUUCCUCACUUUCAGAACGAGGGACCGCCCCCCGCAGCGGUGGGGGUGAGGCAUUUGCAAUGCCUGCUGUUUCUAAGCCAUUCCAGCCCCUCCCUCAGAGUAGACCAGACCCCCUUGCAGUUAGCUCAGUGCCAGUCUUUUUUGCCUUCCCAGCCCUGCUGUUAGGCCUGCUGUCCCCUUUCCUCUUGACUAAGAGAGAUGGAGGGAGGUUAGCUCCCCUGACUGAAGUGGCUGUGGGUUCAUGUUUUCGCCCCAUAUGUAUAUAUGCCAUAUGUGAAUAUGCCAUAUAUAUGUGCCAACCAAUCUAACUACCCUGUUCUUUUCAAAUCAGCACGGAGAUAGGAAUUUUGAGUUUCUUCUCUUUUUCUUUUUUCUGUAACUAGUAUAGCAAGCACUGGUUUGUGUGUUUUGUUUUUUUUUGUUUUUUGUAUAAAACGAUAAAAACAAAAGAUAGGCCGCUGUGGUCUGCAUGACAUCAAUAAGCAAAUGGUGAUAUCAGAGCAAUGUGUACCCCAGUGUGUGUUGCCAUAAUUUGCAGUUCGGCUUAACAGUGCACCCAAUCUGUAUUUGCAUUUUGAUAGUAUUUAAGCUCUCUGUACAAUGUUUUGCAUGUAUUUAUAUGGUUCUUAGGGGGAAAAAAAUGCUAUAAACUGACAAGUCUGAAAUUCAAAUAUGUUGUUCCACUGAGACAGGAAGAGUAGGAGUUUGAAAAGAUGGAAAAAAGGGAUAAUUUUUUGGAACCAAUAAAACUUGUUGCUGAUGAGCAGAACGCAGUACUGCUGUGCACUGAGAAUAAAGCCCGUACCCACUUGUGA